Molecule: messenger RNA, 450 nt
Organism: Aureobasidium vineae
Lineage: Eukaryota; Fungi; Ascomycota; Dothideomycetes; Dothideales; Saccotheciaceae
Source: the annotation of a GenBank genome assembly
AUGUCUUCGAACGCAACACCAACCACGACAACCGCACCACCUCUAAACCCAACACCCACAACAACACAACCACCCCUCCCACCAGCCCAAACCUUUGACAUCCUCCCACCNCUCCACGCCCUUCUCUCACGCCUAGAGCCCUCUCUAAAUGUCUAUACUCCGGACACCUCUGCCGCUCUACCACCAAACAAUGCUCCUCACACCCCCGUCACCUCUGCCUCUGCACUCCCCAGCUCAGCACCUCAGCAACUAGACUACAAAGAUGCGGCCGUGGCUGCGCAAUUCUUGAGGAGUAGGAUUAGGAAGGCGUUGGCUGAUCUGGGUGGAUUGGCGGAUAUGCAUAGAGGUGUUGAAGAGCAGGAGGAAGAAAUCAAGAGCUUAGAGGAUAAGAUCAAGAGACAGAGGGAGGUGUUGGCUAGAUUGGCGGUUUUGGCAGAGGAGAACAGUUGA